AAAAUGAUCCAACAUUAAAUUUUAAAUUAAAUAUCUUUCAAUAUUGGAAUAUAGGCAACUCAUGUUACUAAUACUGCUAUCUUUUUUUAACAAAUGCAAAUAAAGAUAUUUUCAUCCUUUUCUUAAAGCCAUAACUCAACGUCAACGUCAACAACAAUAUAACCUACAAAUUUCUCUUAAACAAAACCAAUUUUAAUCUUGAAAAUUUUGAUUAAUUUAAACCAUUUCGUCUCCUUUUUGAAGAAUGGAAUCGGCAAAUGCACAUAGAAAAAUGUUAACAGCUGCGGUUUCGACAACCUUAUUAUCCAUGGGUGUUGAUGCAGCUGAUAGAGAUGUUUUGGAAAGUUAUACAGAGAUGAUGCAGUGCUUUUUAGUAGAAGUUGGUUAUUUGACUAAAAAUUACUGUGAACUCUGUGGCAGAACGGAACCAACCAUAGCAGAUGUAAUUUUAGGCUUUGUUGAUAUGGGUUUUGAUGUGUCUGGUCUUGAACAGUUUAGUAAAAAACUUAAAAUAAAUCCAUUACCUUCUUUGCAACCACAACAAAUUCCAAAACAAUUCAAUAUGUUACAAGCAGGAACAAAAUUGCCUUUACCACAUAAUAUUCCACAGCAUUACCCACAAUUUCCAGAUCCACAUGCUUAUAUUAGAACACCGACACAUAAACAACCUGUAAUCGAUUAUGAAGCAAUUCGUGAAAAAUAUGCUGUUCAAAAGAAAGAUAUGGAAAGAGCUUUAACAAAGUUUUUGGCAAAAACAAGUCAAAUUCAUAAUUUAUUUGAUAGUGAUGAAGCUAACAUGUAUCCAUUGAUUGCUUGUAAACCACAAUUUCCGCCUUACUUGAAUGCCUUGCUUCCUCAAGAUCAAAUUUUUGAUCCCGAAGAUUUAGAAUAUGAUCCAAAAGCACAAGAAGAACAGUCUCCCCCGAAAAAGAGGCUCAAACAGGAUCAAAAACCUUCUGAAGUUGCUCCAGAACCAGAAGAAGAAGUUGUUGAAGUUAGAGAAGAACCUAAAGUUGAAGAAAACACUAGUUCUCAAAGUUUUGAUAUUGAUAAUCCUUAUUUGGCUGCCACCAAACUUCCAGCAAAAGGAGAAUAAUAUUUUGAUGUUAGAUUUAUUAAAAAUUAAAAACGAU
Molecule: messenger RNA, 1133 nt
Organism: Onthophagus taurus
Lineage: Eukaryota; Metazoa; Arthropoda; Insecta; Coleoptera; Scarabaeidae
Product: transcription initiation factor TFIID subunit 8
Biological process (GO): transcription initiation at RNA polymerase II promoter
Cellular component (GO): transcription factor TFIID complex
Molecular function (GO): protein heterodimerization activity
Source: RefSeq, a predicted model, not a curated record